Pyrus x bretschneideri (Chinese white pear) is the source of this 1446-nucleotide messenger RNA. RefSeq lists its product as uncharacterized. NCBI's taxonomy places the organism in Eukaryota, Viridiplantae, Streptophyta, Magnoliopsida, Rosales, Rosaceae. The record is from RefSeq and is a predicted model, not a curated record. The coding region runs from base 1 to 969 and encodes 322 amino acids. The transcript is spliced from 2 exons.
AUGGCUAAUGCUUGGAAAAGAGACAAACCCAUGAAACCCCUUGUGUUCCUCUUCUCUGCAACUAUCGUCCUCAUCUUCAUCUUCUUCUUUUUCGCCACCCGCCCUUCCGCCGCCCCCGCCGCUGCCGCCGCCAACGACCCCACCAUCCGAACCAAUCUUCCGAUCUACCGAAUCCCGCCGUUCAAUUGCGAGGAGUGCCCGCAGGCGUACCCCGUCAUCGCCAACGUCGUUGAAGGGCUCCGCUAUCCCUUCAUCUACUCGCUCGCCGAUUUGGGCAGCUUGCCGGAGAAGCCCCACAAGAACAUCGUCCGAUUCCUCAAGGGGAAGCCGUUUCGGAGGCCCGAUAUCUCGGCCACGAUUCAGGGAGUUCUCGAGAAAUUCAAAGGGGAAGGGAGGGACAACGGACUGGUGGUGGACGUCGGUGCCAAUGUCGGCAUGGCCAGCUUCGCCGCCGCCGUCAUGGGUUUUCAGGUGCUUGCUUUUGAGCCAGUUUUCGAGAAUUUGCAGAGGAUUUGUGAUGGGAUUUACUUGAAUCGUGUGGGGGAUUUGGUAACGGUGUUCGAGGCCGCCGCCUCCGACCGCCCUGGCAAUAUUACCUUCCACAAGUUGGUUGGUCGGAUGGACAACAGUGCUAUUUCAGCGACUGGCGCAAGGUUGGCUUUCAAGAAUAACGAAGAAGUGGCAGUUCAAGUAAGAACCAUCCCUCUCGAUGAUGUGAUCCGGGAAACAGAGCCUGUUCUCCUGCUCAAAAUUGAUGUGCAAGGUUGGGAAUAUCAUGUGCUGAAAGGAGCUUCCAAGUUGCUGUCAAGAAAGGCUGGAGAAGCACCCUAUAUAAUCUACGAGGAAGAUGAGCGGCUGCUGCGAGCAAGCAAUAGCAGUGCAAGAGAGAUUCGAAAUUUCCUUAAGGGUGUGGGUUACAAUCAUUGCACGCUGCAUGGUACAGAUGCACACUGCACCAAAUUGGGUUAACAUGUUCUUCAUACCUUAGGCUUUGCCGCGAGAAACAGAACCAAACUACCAUAUCGUGGUUGGUUUGUAUAUAAUUUUCUGAAGACGGACUAGUCAUACAUGAUACUGUCAGAUAAAUUAGACAAUGGUCCAACAGAUAUCAAUGUAACACAGCGGGUGCCUGCAGUCUGUAACGUGCGUUGGCCAUGAUGGUUGAGGGCAAGCUAUUUCGGGAAACACUCCGUCAAUACAUUGAAAGGAGAUCGGUUCAGAAGAAGCUGCUCGUUGAGCUCAACCGGAUUUAUCUACAUGUGUUGGUCGGCACGUUGCAGUGUGCCCUUGAAGGCUUUUAAUUGUAAAAUGAUUUUUCGUUAACUGAUCUUUACUGAUGGUUGAUACAUUCAAAUUUCUAUUCGAUUUGUUGACGAUGUCAAUUCCAAAGUUUAUUAGGAGAAUUUUCUCUUGUAAUAAGAAAAAGUAGAAAUAUUCGAAUUUUCA